This is a messenger RNA of Bombus impatiens (common eastern bumble bee), 972 nucleotides long. Its product is annotated as alpha-ketoglutarate-dependent dioxygenase alkB homolog 6. NCBI's taxonomy places the organism in Eukaryota, Metazoa, Arthropoda, Insecta, Hymenoptera, Apidae. The record is from RefSeq and is a predicted model, not a curated record. The transcript has 6 exons. Bases 243 to 929 code for a protein of 228 amino acids.
UAUUUAAGGAGUUGUGUUUUACAUACAGUUGUGUGAAGGAUAUUCCCUUCCAUAAGAUUGAUUUUACGCAAAUGCAUUUCUAAGCAAUUUCUAGCGUUUGCAUCUACAUGUUAAAUGUAUACGUUGCGUUUGAACAUGUACAAAACUAGCAUUCAAAAAUAUUUGCCUUUUUAUAAGUAAUAAGUCAGUAUCUGAAUAUUUUCCGAACAUUUUUUUAAGUACCUUACUUCAAUCAUCAAAAAAUGGAAGAACACAAACAUAUUUUUCGUGAAAAUGUGAUUCCAGAGGUACCAGACUUAGCUAUUUAUAUUCCAAAUUUUAUUACACAAGAGGAAGAAGAUGAAAUAACAAAAUAUGUGAAUAAUACUCCAUUACCAAAGUGGACACAAUUAACUCAUCGUAGAUUACAAAAUUGGGGUGGUAAUCCUCAUCCAAGAGGCAUGAUAGCUGAAGAAAUACCAAGUUGGCUCCAAAAAUACGUUAAUAAAGUAUCAUCAUGUGAUAUAUUUGAAAAAAAUAAACUACCUAAUCAUGUUUUACUUAAUGAAUAUCUAUCUGGUCAAGGAAUAAUGGCACAUUCAGAUGGUCCACUCUUUCACCCUAUUGUAACAACCAUAAGUUGUGGCUCUCAUACACUUCUAGAUUUCUAUAAAAGGCUUGACAGUACAGAGCAACAUCAACCUAAUUUAGAGUUCAGUUUUCUGUUAGAACGUAGGAGUCUAUUCAUUCUCCAAGGAGACUUAUAUCACAAUUACUUGCAUUCAAUUGCAGAAAGAGACACAGAUGUUGUUUCAAAGUCUGUGAUAAAAAAUUUGAGUAUAUGUGGAGACAAAUUUUCGGAAGGAGAAAUAUUAAAACGGGGAACUAGGUUGUCUUUAACUAUUAGACAUGUUCCAAAAACUAGCAAGUUAAAACUAAAAAUUGGAUAAUAUAUCUUUAUAUAUAUACAUUUCACUUUGUAAAGUUUGAGAA